UUAGCAAAUUAAUUAAUUUGUUUGUAACCACAUUGGUUUUAAUUGCACUGAUAAUAUGCAAAGUACUGGAUUCAAUUAGAAACCCUAAAAGAAGAAAGAUGUGUUACACAGUAACAGUACAAUCCCUACACUGACUACUCCUGCAAGCAUUUCAGUUCUUUGCCUGUUUCUGGUAGCUCCCUCAUUGAAAGCUGCUCCAUCUAUCAUCAUGGAUUAUUUAUACGCUAAAGAAAACACAAAAAAAUUAAUAAAAUCCCCAUAAAUCUCAUCCCUUCUUCUUGCUAUUCUUGUUUCUAAAAUGAUAGAGGGGAUAGGGUAUCAUGUCUCUCUCUCUCUCUCUCCAAAACUUCUUCUUCAGGCCACCAGUUUCUAUAGAGCUUGGAAUUAAUUUGUAUCCAUUAAUUACAUUAACUUGUCUCUUUGAGAGAUCAGUUUCCCCAAAUAUACCUGGUAUCGAUCACAGUUACUAUUGCCACUGCUCUAUUCUAUAUAUGUCUGCUCUGUGCACGCGUACAAGUCAUUGAAACCUAGCUAGCUACCUCAUCAAGAUCUUAAUCUCGCAGAUAAAUGCUCAUGGGUUCAUUCAAUUCUUCCCAUCAUCAAAGAAUAGUACCUCAACAACAAGAAGAACAAGAUCCAGAGAUUCACCCAGAUCUACAACUGUAUAACCAGCACCAGCACCAGUACCAGAUUGCUCAGCAGCCAUUGUUAAUGUCACGCGGAUUGACCUCCCGGCAACUCCUCAUCAGCUGCGCUGAGCUCAUUUCUCAGCUCGACUUCUCCUCCGCUCGCCGCCUCAUUUCCAUUCUAUCCUCCUCGAAUUCCUCCCCUUACGGAGACUCCACCGAGAGACUAGUCCACCAGUUCGUUCGCGCCCUCUCUCUCCGCCUGCCUGCAGUGGAGGCGGCUCCACGAGAAAUCGUGAGUGUUGCCGUCACCACUGCAUCAUCCGCCUCCACCUCCAACACGUUGCUGGAGGUGGAGACGGAAGCAGAAGAGGAGGCGCUUCAGUCGUGCUACCUAACCCUAAACCAGAUAACCCCAUUCAUCAGGUUCAGCCACUUGACGGCGAAUCAAGCCAUCCUCGAAGCCAUAGACUCGACUCACCACGCCAUCCACAUCCUCGACUUUGACAUCAAACACGGCGUCCAAUGGCCACCGUUGAUGCAGGCCCUCGCGGAGAGAUCCUACGGCUCAAGCUCAUCUCUUCACCACCCUCCUCCGAUGCUCCGCAUCACCGCCACCGGUCGCGAUCUCACUCUCCUCCGCCGAACCGGCGAGCGCCUCCUCCGGUUCGCCCAGUCUCUCGGCCUCACCUUCCACUUCCGCCCCAUCGUUCUCUUAAACGACGUCGCAAUGAUCGACUACCUCAACCCGGCAUCGCUCGGUCUCUUCUCUGACGAAGCCCUCGCCGUCAACUGCGUCCUCUACCUCCACAGACUCCUCACGGACGACGCACGUGACCUCCACCUCUUCCUCGACAAGAUCAGAGGCUUGAACCCGAAGAUAGUAACAGUAGCCGAGCGAGAAGCCAAUCACAAUAGCCCCAUGUUUCUCAACAGGUUUGUCGAGGCGGUGGACCACUACGGCGCCGUUUUUGGCUCCUUGGAAGCUACCCUCCCGCCGAACAGCAGGGAGAGGCUGGCGGUGGAGCAGGUGUGGUUCGGAAGAGAGAUUGCUGACGUGGUGGCGGCAGACGAUGAUCAAAGAAGAAAGCAGUUGAGGCAUGAGAGAUAUGAGAAUUGGGAGAUGAUGAUGAGGAGAUCGGGGUUCUCGAAUGUUCCGUUGAGUCCCUUCGCUCUUUCGCAAGCGAAGCUUCUUCUCCGGCUUCACUACCCUUCCGAGGGUUACCAGCUUCACAGCCUCAAAGACUCGUUCUUCUUAGGUUGGAUGAAUCGUCCCCUUUUCUCAAUUUCUUCUUGGAACUAAUUUAUUUGCAGUACCAGUAGUACUAUAUAGAGAGGUAGAAAUAUAUAUACAUAUGCCCUUAUAGCUAGAACUCAAAUUCGAAUCCUAACUAAGCUACUCCAUCUGAUUAUUAUAUAUGCAUGGAAUGAUGGAAGAGUAUAUGUAAUACCAAACAUUGAUGUGAUGAAUCUGGACGACGACGUUUGCAUGCGAAGAAAACAGCAGCUUCCUCAUAGCCAUGCUUUGCACACUGUUUCUUUCUUUUAGCUAUCUUUCUUUUGCUAGAUAGCUAGCUAGCGUCUGAAAUUGAUCAUGAUCAGUGUUGUAAGGUUAUAAAUGUUUGGGCUUGAUUUGAUUUAUUUGUUUUUGUAGUUUUUAUGAUCACUUUAGUGAUGGGAUGAUCUCUUUUUUAUUAUUUAAUUUUGUAUAACCAA
Molecule: messenger RNA, 2342 nt
Organism: Rosa rugosa (rugosa rose)
Lineage: Eukaryota; Viridiplantae; Streptophyta; Magnoliopsida; Rosales; Rosaceae
Product: scarecrow-like protein 18
Exons: 1
Coding region: 568-1929 (453 amino acids)
Biological process (GO): meristem initiation; regulation of DNA-templated transcription
Cellular component (GO): nucleus
Molecular function (GO): DNA-binding transcription factor activity; sequence-specific DNA binding
Source: RefSeq, a predicted model, not a curated record